AUGACUCUUUCACAUUGGAAUGAAACUGAAGUAACAUUCUUUAUUCUUUUGGGAUUUUCUGGCACUUUCGAGAUGCAGCUGUUUUACUUUUGUGUCUUCUUGGUCAUUUACAUCCUAACACUGCUGGCCAAUCUUCUCAUAAUCACGGUGGUCAGCCUAAAUGCUCAUCUUCAUAUUCCUAUGUAUUUCUUCCUCAGUAACUUUGCAGUACUGGAUACCUGGUGUUCAACUGCCGUCAUACCUAAAACACUUAGUUAUCUGAUCACACAAAACAAAGUCAUUUCACAUUCUGGUUGUCUCGCCCAACUGUGCUUUGUACAUUCUGUAGGGCCUACAGAAUUUUUUUUAUUAACUGUUAUGGCCUAUGACCGAUAUCUUGCAAUCUGUUUCCCUUUACAAUAUGCAACAAUGAUGAACAGCCAGGUCUGCCUUUACUUAUGCAUUGGCUCCUGGAUGAGUGGCUUCUCUACUGGUUGGACAUUGACAAUCCCAACAGCCUUGCUGAAUUUCUGUGGACCCAAUCUCAUAGAUCAUUUUUUCUGUGAUUAUAUUCCCUUGGUAAAACUUUCCUGUUCAGACACAUCCACCAGCGAGACCGUUUUCUUUUCAUUCGCUUGGGUAGUUGUGCUGAUGUCACUUAUAUUUACAACUGUCUCAUAUUCCUACAUAAUUAAAACUAUACUCCAAAUUCCAUCCAGUCUUGGUCGCCAGAAGGCCUUUUCCACAUGUGCUGCCCACCUUACAGUGGUCAUAAUAUUUUACGGGACGGUUAUCUUCAUGUAUGUUCGCCCAAGAGCUUCAUACUUCUCAAGCAAGGAUAAAAUCAUAUCUUUGUUUUAUUCUGUUAUCACUCCACUUCUAAAUCCCCUCAUAUAUAGCCUUAGAAACAGAGAAUUCAAGAAGGCUUUGAAGAGCGUACACCAAAAAUUUGUGAAAUCAAUGAAUUAUGCAAACUAUGGUUGA
Molecule: messenger RNA, 963 nt
Organism: Bufo bufo (common toad)
Lineage: Eukaryota; Metazoa; Chordata; Amphibia; Anura; Bufonidae
Product: olfactory receptor 6F1-like
Exons: 1
Coding region: 1-963 (320 amino acids)
Biological process (GO): G protein-coupled receptor signaling pathway
Cellular component (GO): membrane
Molecular function (GO): olfactory receptor activity; G protein-coupled receptor activity
Source: RefSeq, a predicted model, not a curated record